CUUAUUUGGGUGGAAGAAAAAGAAAUUGCGCAUAUUAAGUAUACAGAAUAAAAAGAGAUCCAUGCUAUAUUGGAAAUUAUGUGACAAAACCGACUCAUACACCUUUCCGUUUAUAUACCGGUUAAUAGAUGAGUCGUACAAAGAUGAGGUAUAUGCAUCUUUUCAAUAGCAUACAUCAAAAUAAUCAUGUAGUUUUAACCGUAUACAGGAUACUAAAUUGAAGACGCAAGGUCAGCUUCAUUUCCAAAAUAUCAGCCAAAGAAGGUUGCUUAUCUUUUCUCCUUGUUAAAUUUUUUUUUUAAGAUUUAACGUAAAAGACAUCAAACGAAUGAAUGAUUCGUUUUUCGAAAUAUCUUUGCUUUAUUUAUUCACUACCCAUUUCCCUACAAAUUCCAAUGCUCAGUACUGUCACUCGUCGAGUAACAGAAAGUCAUGAAGUACGAGACUGCAGUAACUGUAUAAAAGCAGUUGAAAACAUAAAAAAGUGCAACAACGCUUAGAAAGAACAUAAAAGUCAAAAACAAAGUGAAUGUUAAAAAAAGUUAUAGAAAGCCUACAGCAUCCCGGAUUCCCAUGUUGUCUCCAACCAUAGUACUAACGAGACCCUCAGACGCUUAACUGCAGUGAUCGGACGGGAACUGGUGUUUUCGCCUAGGUGUGGCCGUAGACAGCUGUAAUAACUGUUAAUAUAAUAAGAAUUUAUUUAAACUGUUCCUAGUGCACUGUCUGGUUGUACCAUUAUAAGAAAAGCCUCCAGAGGAACUGCUUGAUACAAUCAGAGCGCGUUUGGUUAAUUACUUCGUAACCAAGAAAUCAGUACUAACACUCGCAGAAAUACGUUUUCAUGUGCUGUUUCAUUUUAUGGAAUUCAGCAGACAACAUGCAACCUACAGUUCAUUAGGGAGGCAGAUGUAAACAAAAGACGCAGAAACAAACAUUCAUUGAAACCCCUAAAGGUAUGAAAACAGACAAUCUUCGUAAACUAAUUUUAUUUUUGCAUAUCGCUAUAUAACGGUGUUGAUAAUUAAGGAUGAUAAUAUUUUACGUUAAGUUAAUUAAAGAUUUUGAACGAAUCGGUAAACCAAAAAAAGGCCUUCCCUUUACCAAACUGUGGAUAUUUGGGAAUACUUGCACGAAUGAACAUUAAAGUACUAGCGAAAGCAUAAAGAAAGACAUUUAUAUAUUAUUUAAAGGAAUUUUUUUUAUCUUGUUCUUCACUUCUGUUAAGUCCCUGAUUCCUUUAUAUAAUGAAGCGUAGAGCUAUUUUAGAAGCAUUCCAAGGAUCGGACGAUGAAGAAGAUGCUUUAAAAGACCCUCAGUUUAUUACUGGACUAAAUAAAGAUGGUGACAUUGAAUACAAAGACAAGGAGAUUCAACAAGCCCAUUUUGAAAGAAAGAAUCCCAAAAUCAUUCAUGUCCCAGCAAAUAAAAGUUGGCUAGAAGACAGGAAAAAAAGAAUUGAGCAACAAAGAAGUAAAAAAGAAACCGAGAAUGCUCCUGAACGGCUUCCUGAAAUUGGCUUAAAUUACGGUCUUAACGUGAAACAGUCUGCCGUGGAAUUAACGAAACUAGAAGAUACGGACAGAUUCUCCAAUGUUGAAGCAAGAUCUGUUGUUUCUUCUGUAUCAGAUCAGGAAGCAAACAAAAAAGAAGAUAACCCUAAUAUUCCAUUGGAAGUGAAAAUGAUUUUGGAAAAUCAAAAUGGUGAAAAUGCACUUUCAGACUCAUCACAAGCUAAGAUAAUAUCUAAUCAAGCAGAGAACGAAAGAGAGAUGUAUAACCGUGAUAUUGAGUUGCUACCGGAUUCUUCCAAUUUAAGAGAUUAUGCUGAUAUACCCGUAGAAGAUUUCGGUGCUGCGAUGCUUCGUGGCAUGGGAUGGAAUGGUAAACUUUCUUCGAAAGAAGCAUUUGAGGUUAAUCGCCGCCCGACGUUUCUUGGAAUGGGCGCAAAGCCCAUGGAUCUGGGAGUUCCUGAAGUAGGAAGCUGGGGAAAACAGGACCCAAAAAAGACAAUGUUUUUGCCUGUUAAAGCUGUUGGGGAUAAUUCGACUGAAAAAAGCAAUCACAACACCCAAGUUGAAAGUGUACGUUCUUCAUCGUCUGUUUCCCCUCAAAGAGAAAGAGAAGACAGAAGGCUUUCUCCUUCCGUUGGUCGCAGGACAGCAAGAAGCCCUUCUCCUUCGCGUUCGUCACGACAUCGAAAACAUUAUUCGUCAAGUAGUGAAAGGGUACGAGAUUACGAUACAUAUUCUUACCAUAGACACCAUAGUAGAGAUGAUCAUACCUAUAGAGAAAGAAAGAGGCGAGAUCGAAUUUCUGAUUAUGAUCACCGGCGUAAACGAAGAUAAAAAACUACAGGGAGGGAAACUUCAAGGCUAUAGUAGAUAUAGCUGACUUUUGGGCUACUCUCAUGGAAUGGAUUUGCAAUAGAAAAAUCUCUUUGAUGAUUACUAUUUACGUUUAUGAAUAGAAAUUAUUAAUGCUUGAUCGUAAUAAUAACAAUUAUGAAUUCAUGAACCUAACCAUAGAUCAAGAAAGAAAAACAAAGUAAAC
This is a messenger RNA of Schizosaccharomyces octosporus yFS286, 2553 nucleotides long. RefSeq names its product splicing factor Cwf28. The coding region runs from base 1248 to 2348 and encodes 366 amino acids. Gene Ontology annotation, biological process: mRNA splicing, via spliceosome. The transcript has a single exon. The record is from RefSeq and is a predicted model, not a curated record. Lineage: Eukaryota; Fungi; Ascomycota; Schizosaccharomycetes; Schizosaccharomycetales; Schizosaccharomycetaceae. Gene Ontology annotation, cellular component: spliceosomal complex.